Molecule: messenger RNA, 2034 nt
Organism: Cyclocybe aegerita
Lineage: Eukaryota; Fungi; Basidiomycota; Agaricomycetes; Agaricales; Hemipholiotaceae
Source: the annotation of a GenBank genome assembly
AUGCCGAGACUGCCCCAGGAGGACAAUUUGUUUGAUAACCGUGAUCUUGAGGGAAAUGAGUACCCUGUCGAAGACGAACCCGACUCCGAACCGGAUGAGCCCAACAACGCAGUUGACAUCGAUAUUCUUGAUCGCGAACUACCGAGCGAGGACGUAGAAGAUGAUCGAAACCCGAGGACACUUGCCAACGUCAAGGCUGUGCUUGACAAGCUCGAUGAGUUAAACUUUAAGCUCAUAGACUUUUUGGACGCACUGAGCUGGGGGCAUUCUGGAUGCACACAAGAUGCUAAGGUUCGCAACAAGAGGACAGUCAUGCUGCAGGACAGGAAACUCCCAAAAAUUCUUUGGCAUUGGGCAAUUCCUCCACGCAGGAAGGGGUCCAACAAAAAACGCGCAACAGGUGCGAGCACUGUCAUGAAGGAGUUUGCUGUGGGAUACAUCAAGAAUUUUGCAUCCAAAGAGCUAGAGAUUUUGGUGCCGCACCUGCUUUCCGAUACCUCAGAAGAUGUCCGAACAGAGACGCUUGUGUCGACAUCCUUCUUGACGCUGGCAUCAAAGAUGCAGACACUGGCUCCAAUACUUUGGGAUGUUCUUGUAAACUUCGCGGAGCGGCCAAGCAAGAGGCCCAAAGCUGGUCAAACAUCAAACAAUCCCAAGACCAUCAUCAUGAUCAUCUCCGUCUUGUCAUAUACACGCUCCCAUCACCGGUGCUCCUUGCAGAAGCUGCUCACUCUGUAUUUUCAGUUCAAGGGGGUGUCAGCCAAAGGGUUUGAUACUCUUCAUGCUCUCGGACUCACAAUGAGUCACAAAUGGACAGCAGAUUCUGUGAAGAGAAUUUCGGAGUACUGCAUGGCAGAGGUGAAAGAGAUGUUGAAACACUACUCAUGGGCAAUCACCUACGACAACAUCAACAUGCCGCUGCAUGUCUUCUCUCAGCGCGUUGAUAACAAAGGGCAAUUCACUAGCGGAACUGCGGCCACUGUCUAUGUUAAACCAAAUGCCCAACCUCUUGAGCCGAAUGCGAAUCAGCGACUCAAGGAUAGACGGGUGGAGGGAAUGGCAAAUCCACUUACCAAACUCGAUAUCAUCAAUCUUGGUGACGACUCCUUUCCACGCAUUCGAAAACAGAUGGUCUUUGAGGUCCUGAAAUUCCUCAUCAGCAGCCAAGAAUUUGAUCUGCCGUCGUAUUUGCACAAGGACAGUGAAUUCCUCAAGGCACCACCUGCUGUCGACCAGCUGCCCUGUGGUCCUGAGAAUGUUGCCCUUCAAUAUCUUCUUGGCACGGUCGACAUUCCGGAGGCAAGUUACGAGGACAACAUCCGACUUAAAGAGGACUUAAAGAGGAUGUCAACAGAGCAGAUAAUUACAUGGAUUGGAGACCAACUCACCAUUGACCGCCUUCGAAACAUAUUCAAGUUCCGUGCCGAAGACGAGAACUCGUUUGAACGGAUGGACUUUGGAGUCCUCGUUUUCGGUUGGUUUCAUCUCCAGAUGGCAUUCGCCAACUCUUUACACAAGCAAUACUUGGGCACUCCUCAAAUGCGCGGCCUGAAGCAUGCAUUCCUCCUGCUCGAGAAGAAAGGUUUGCUGAAGGUGCUAACCAAGGGGCCAUUCCACCACGGUCUCAAUGAGAUGUUGCACCAUGUUGCUGAAGCUCAUAUACGACUUGACUGGGAGGAGAUAGCUGGUGUCACAUCUCUAGCAGAUCUAAAAGAUCGUCAACCUCAGGAGCUCUACCGACUCGCGGAAAGGAUUGUUGAUGAGCGUGCGUCGAGCGAGGCGAUGGACAAGAUGAAUGCUAGACCAGCCAAUCAGCAGGAUGAGGAGCUGAAGCAGAUCAUCAUGUGGAAUCGCGAUGUACUGCAGUACAUUGUGCUCGAGCAGGCAAUGAAGACUGGUGACGUCGGCCUCAUGGAGGCUAUGCUCCCACACCUUCUCUACCGCUUUCUUGGAGGUGGAAAUACCAAAUACACAGGCGAGGUUAUUGAAUUGUUGCAGGCAUUGCAUCGAGAGCUGCCUGAAGAUGUUGCAUAA